AUGUCAGCCGAGACGAAAACGGAGAAGGAAGAUCAAAACAAGACGCUGGGUCGUCUGCAAUGGCUGAUACAGCGAAGCAAAGUUGGAUACAAAGGCAAUCCUCCUCCAUUUGAUACACUCAAAAAGCAGAAAUCGGUAGAAUUAGCCAAAAAGCGCGCAGCAAAGGAGCUUGUUGCAGAUGUUGACUUUUUGCCCUUUCGUCAUGGAGGUCCCUCACUUGCUGAAGAUGCAAGACCAAGCAAGCAUCUGCGUGACGUAGACAACACCAAGUUUGAGGUGCAGGCGAAUCGUGAUGAUUACAACUAUUGCCAUCAGCGAAUAGACAGAGUGACGGGGAGGCCGGAGAUCGUCUCGGCACUGUGCUGGGAUUUGAAAGUUGAGAAUGGAAGCCCUGCGACGGCGGGGCGUUCGUGUAGAAACUCUACAGAAACCCAUUUUCUAAACAAGAAAGGCGCUGUGAGGGGGUUCAGCAACGCCUAUCUUGCGACGCUGUCUCGUGAAGAAAGAGCAGCAAUUUAUAGAGCAGAUAUCUUAAAUCAUCCCAAAUUCACAAAGGAAAGCCGUGAAUACUGGGGGGGCGAUGCUUGGUAUCGUGGGUCCCAGCUUCAGGGGCCACCCCACCUGUCAGUGGAUAAACCCCCUGUGGCUCUUACCCGAAACUGUAUCUGCAUGAGGGGUAGUUGUAGAUGA
Messenger RNA from Trypanosoma grayi, 690 nucleotides. RefSeq lists its product as hypothetical. The transcript has a single exon. The coding region runs from base 1 to 690 and encodes 229 amino acids. The record is from RefSeq and is a predicted model, not a curated record. NCBI's taxonomy places the organism in Eukaryota, Euglenozoa, Kinetoplastea, Trypanosomatida, Trypanosomatidae.